CGGCGCCUACGGUCUCCGAGUCGCUGCUGCUCUCGCUCGGCUGCCAGCCUUCUCAGCCAGUCAUGUUGCAGCAUCUGAGCUCACUGCCCACGCAAAUGGAUUACAAGGGCCAGAAGCUAGCUGAACAGAUGUUUCAGGGAAUUAUUCUUUCUUCUGCAAUAGUUGGAUUUAUCUACGGGUACGUGGCUGAACAGUUCGGGUGGACUGUCUAUAUAGUAAUGGCCGGAUUUGCUUUUUCGUGUUUGUUGACCCUUCCUCCAUGGCCCAUUUAUCGCCGGCACCCCCUCAAGUGGUUACCUGUUCAAGACUCAGGCUCAGAAGACAAGAAACCAGGGGAAAGAAAAAUUAAGAGGCAUGCUAAAAAUAACUAAUUAGGGUUUUCAUGAUUUAGCUUUACUGUUGCACCUGCUUUUGUUUUGUGUGAGGAGCUCAAUUGUUUUCAUACCCAAAACAUGAGCUAAAACCCACUGCUGCUCUUUCAGCACAGCUGCGUGUAGAUUUUGUUCUUUAUAUUUCACUUCUAAUUCAGCUGGAUUUUGAUUUAUAAAUAUUUUAGACCGUCUCUUCAUAACCUUCCUUUGAAAUGAGAACAGAAAACACAAGUAUGCAAAGUUUCUUUCAGGUCUACCAAAAUAAUGAAUAAAUGCCUCAUAAA
Molecule: messenger RNA, 655 nt
Organism: Zalophus californianus (California sea lion)
Lineage: Eukaryota; Metazoa; Chordata; Mammalia; Carnivora; Otariidae
Product: signal peptidase complex subunit 1
Exons: 1
Coding region: 63-371 (102 amino acids)
Biological process (GO): protein targeting to ER
Cellular component (GO): signal peptidase complex; endoplasmic reticulum membrane
Source: RefSeq, a predicted model, not a curated record